AUGACAACUUCAUCUUCAAUUACCUAUUCAUAUCUAUCUCAAAAAAUUAUAGAUAGUGAAGCUCCUUCUGAAGAAAUAUUAGAUUCAUUAUCAGCUCAACAAAAAAUAGAAGUUUUAAAAUUAUGUUAUGAUUCACAACGAAAAUUACUUAACAAGUUACUUAAAGAAAAAAGAAUUGAGCAAGCUAUUAUAGAAAUACCUACUAUAGAGCCAUCUAAACGAGAUAAACAUUAUAAUGUUGAGGAAACAGCUGAAACUAAUGAUGAAGAAGAGACUGAAACUAAUAACAAGGAAGAGGCUGAAAAUAAUAAUAAUAAAGAGACUAAAAAUCAUAGAAACAAUUUGCAUCAAAUAUUUAAAGGCACAUUAAAGUCUAACCCAUCUACCAAAGAAUUAAACAAUAAAAUUAGUAGCUGA
Molecule: messenger RNA, 417 nt
Organism: Cetraspora pellucida
Lineage: Eukaryota; Fungi; Glomeromycota; Glomeromycetes; Diversisporales; Gigasporaceae
Source: the annotation of a GenBank genome assembly